This is a messenger RNA of Papaver somniferum (opium poppy), 1529 nucleotides long. RefSeq names its product glycerophosphodiester phosphodiesterase GDPD6-like. The transcript has 8 exons. Gene Ontology annotation, biological process: lipid metabolic process. The coding region runs from base 223 to 1407 and encodes 394 amino acids. The record is from RefSeq and is a predicted model, not a curated record. Gene Ontology annotation, molecular function: glycerophosphodiester phosphodiesterase activity. NCBI's taxonomy places the organism in Eukaryota, Viridiplantae, Streptophyta, Magnoliopsida, Ranunculales, Papaveraceae.
GAGUAUCUUCCAUUUUAUCCCCCAAAACUUAACAGAAGGAAGGAGGAGAUAACAGCAUUUCCUAUUUUAAAUUUCAUUUUUAGGUUCCCAAUAAUACAAACAUUUUUAUGCCUUUUAUACUUAUUUAUAAAUCAUUAUAUUUAUUUUAUAAUUGUUGAAGGUUUUGAGAGAGAAAUUUGGAAUCAAAGAGUUCAGUUCUCUGAAACAAGGAGGAACUCAAGAAUGACUCUCCCAAUCUGGGUUGUGCAAUUUCUAUUACUAUCCCUACUUAUUGGAGAAUGUAUUGGAAGGCCAUUUUAUCCACUUCCAAGCAAAUUCGAUAACAAAAAUAAACAGCCAUUGCAAACAUUUAGACCUUUUAAUAUUGCACACCGAGGUUCAAAUGGUGAAAUCCCUGAAGAAACUGCUGCUGCAUAUAUGAGAGCUAUUGAAGAAGGUGCAGAUUUCAUAGAAACUGAUAUUCUUUCGUCUAAAGAUGGUCAUCUCAUUUGCUUUCAUGACGUCACGCUUGAUGCCACGACUGAUAUUGCUGAUAAUAAAGAGUUUGCCGACCGUAAACGAACUUAUGAAGUUGAAUAUGCGAAUAUGACUGGGUUUUUCACCGUUGACUUCACACUGAAGGAAUUGAAGUCACUACGGGUGAAGCAAAGGUACGAGUUCCGGGAUCAGCAAUAUAACGGGAAAUUUUCAAUUAUUACUUUCGAAGAGUUCAUUUCAAUUGCGCUGGAUGCACCCAGAGUUGUUGGAAUCUAUCCCGAGAUUAAAGAUCCAGUUUUCAUCAACAAGCAUGUUAAAUGGGCAGACGGGAAAAAGUUUGAGGACAAGUUUGUGAACACGCUUAAGAAGUACGGGUACUCAGGCUCGUAUUUGUCAGAAGAGUGGAUGAAGCAGCCUGCUUUUAUCCAGUCAUUCGCUCCAACUUCUCUCACAUACAUUGCGAACAUGACAGAUUUGCCGAAAAUCUUCCUAAUUGAUGAUGUGACUAUCCGUACCCAAGACACAAACCAGUCUUAUGAGGAGAUUACUUCGGAUAGUUACUUGGAUUUCAUAAAAAAGUAUGUGGUAGGGAUUGGACCCUGGAAAGAUACAAUUGUACCAGUUGACAACAAUUAUCUACUAACACCAACAGAUCUUGUCGCCAAAGCACAUUCCCAUGACCUGCAGGUGCACCCUUACACUUACCGUAACGAGAAUCAGUUCUUACACUUCGACUUCCAUCAAGACCCAUAUGCAGAGUAUGAUUACUGGAUAAACAAAAUAAAAGUCGAUGGCCUCUUUACAGAUUUUACUGGGAGCCUCCAUAAUUAUCAGGAGUUGUCAUCCCAACAUAAGACACCAGCAGAUGACAGUUCUGCUUCUUCCCUAUUGCGUAAGAUUGCAUUGAUGAUCUCCAGCAGAAAAUUAUGAUUAUCUUUUUUUGAUUCCGUGAAAUAUUUCUGAGCACGGUUCUGUAAAUGAUGAUUAUUAUGACUUGCAUGCAAAGGAAAAUUCUCAAUAAAGAUAUGGUUGCAAAGAAAAACUAUUGUGUC